Vitis riparia (riverbank grape) is the source of this 1444-nucleotide messenger RNA. Its product is annotated as mulatexin-like. The transcript has a single exon. The record is from RefSeq and is a predicted model, not a curated record. Lineage: Eukaryota; Viridiplantae; Streptophyta; Magnoliopsida; Vitales; Vitaceae. The coding region runs from base 668 to 1150 and encodes 160 amino acids.
AAUCGUACUGAAUGCCAUGGAAAGCUAUAAAACUAGGUGGUGUCUUGUCUCUACAAAUUUAGCAUCUAUUUCCUUUCAGUCUAUGGGCUCAUUGAUGGGAAUAUUUGCGUAAACUGAUGACUCAAGGGAAUUCAGCACAAGGGUCUACUCCCCUGUUUUUUUUUUGUCAUUCAAUGAUUUUCUUUAUCUUUUUGAAAGUAACGAAGUUAUUGAAAGAAUACCUUUUGAUGGCCGGUGGUCAAAGGGAAGGCCCCCUUCACCGCUUCACGUACUCCAUCUCCUUCAUAAACUAUGACCUGCAGCGUUUUUGCCUUUCCAUCCCAGAGAUGAGGAACUAUUUAUUAACUGAAAAGAGUAGCAUUUGGUUAAGCGUUUUCUGUUUCCUUCAUAGAUAAGUGAUGCCAUGUUUCUGUUAAAAGCAACAGAAUAUAAGGUGGGAUGAUAAGAGAUGUUAUAUACCUAGGGAUUCAGGCUGAGUUGACUUGCUAAGGAGCCACAUGAAAGAUGAGUUCUCAAGGAACACAUAUGCUUAAUCUAAAAGGUUAGGAUCCGAAAUAUUAGGCUUCAGGGUCCUCAUUGAUGCCCUCUUCAAACUUCUAUAAAGGGAGUAUUGGUGAAGGCUCAAGGGCAUUCACCUCCAAACAAGUAUACACAUCCAACAGCUUCAAUGGCUCGAUUUAAGGUGCUCCUUCUUGUGCCAAUUCUUCUGUUGAUGCUACUAGCAAUGGCAGAAGCAACUCCUCCAGGAAUUGCCAACCAUCCCAGCCAUGCAACAUGUAAGAAUAAGGAGUAUAAAAAUUGCUACAAUCUAGUGCAUGUGUGCCCUAAGUUUUGCCCAGAUUCAUGCACAGUUGAGUGUGCUUCUUGCAAACCUGUGUGCUCUGAUGCCUCAUCCCCACCACCUGAUUCUGAUUCUUCACCAGUCAAUCCCACUCCUGCAUCACCUCCUCCACCCACAACUACUCCCUCUCCCUCUUCAUCAUCUCCACCACCAUCACCACCGGUAUCGGAUUAUCCUUCCCCACCACCUACUGUAAUUCCAUCCCCAUCCCCUCCUCCUCCAGUUACUUCAACUACCCCUCCACCCUUCUCACCUUCUCCAUCAGCUAAUCCUCUUGAGUCUCCGACACCAUCUCCACCCACUCCAUGAGCUCUGCCUCCACAUACUAUAGGAAGAGUGUAAAAAGUGUUUUAGCUUGUCCCACACAGGAAAAGAGGAACACCUUUAGUGGGUUUAUUAACUAGCCCACUUACCUAAGCCUAACGGGCUUGUGGAGAGGUGUAAGAGACCUUGUGUGGCCCAAGCUCAUUUGAGUAGGGGCUUGCUUCGGUUGGUGGGGCCAAAAUUCCCACGGGUUGUUAGCCGAAGUCACUUGGAGAACCCAAGUUGUACCCUUAGACUAUCACUGAUAAUUAUAAGUUUCCACUCUAUUCUUUACUUGUU